GCCAAGCGCGUAACGGCCAGGCCAGGCUGAGAGGCCUUCCCCAGAGCCAGGCAUGCUGGCGCCGCGAUGCGGGCCCCAGGCUCCAGGACUGGGAGGAGGGCGUUCCUGCUUCACAACCAUCCUGUGGCGGCCUGGAUGGACUGGCCCUCCCAGGGCCCUGACCUCUCAUCUCUUGUAGCAAUGAAGAGGCUUUGCGGGGUGGACUCUGAGUCCCAGCGCACCCCCGCGCCACGGAGUGCUUCCUGAGGGACCGGCCCCUGGGUGGACGAUGCUCUCUUUGGGGUGGAUCUUCCUUUGGUUUGUCACAGGAGAAAGGAUCAAAGGGUUUAACAUCUCAGGUUGCUCCAUCAAAAACUUCCUUUGGAUGUACUCCGCGGAGAGCGCCGAGGAGUUUGUCUUAUUUUGUGACUUAGCAGAGGCACGGAAACCCCGUUCCUACCACAGACACCCGCUCUCACCCGCCCAGGGCCCUGCAAGCCGGCCCUGCCAUGGCCUUGAGGGCCUGUCUGAUGCCCAGUGGUACCUUCAGCCUCGGGAAGGAGGCGCCUUAAAGGAAAUUACCAGCAACCAGUCCCACCUGCUCCUGGACAAGACGGCCCUGCGCUUUCUGACCGCGGAGAGGAGCCAUGCUGGCUCCUAUAUCUGUAGGCCCAGGAUGAGGAGCCGCAGGGACGAGGCGUGCUGUGUGAAGAUGGUCCUGGAAGUGCAGCCCCAGGCCGACCUCUCCUGUGCACGCCCGGUGCCUCGGACGCGCUACCUCCGUCUGGGCAGCACCGACGCCAUUCACUGCCCCAGCCUUGGCUGCCAGGGUGGCGCCCCGAGUCCAGAGAUGACCUGGUACCAGAAUGGAAGACUGCUCUCUGCGCAGAGGAGCAACCCGCUGCCGCUGGCCGUGAUCUAUGACUACCACCAGGGCACCUACGCCUGCGACUACACGCAGGCCGACGGCGCAGGGUCCCGCACAGUCAGAGCCGUUGUCCAAGUGAAAACCAUUGUGAGAAACACCACGCUCAAGCCGGACAUCCUGGAGCCGGUCAGGGACACCCUGGAAGUGGAGCUGGGAAAACCUUUGACUCUUAACUGCACGGCACGAUUUGGCUUUGAAGAGCACUUCAAACCAGUGCUGAGAUGGUACAGCAAAGAUUCUGGUCAGGAGUUGGAAAUCCCAACAAAGGAAGGGGGAAGCGUGAAACCCACCGUGGAGGCGGAAGUCAUCCAGCGCACCGUCCACUUGGAGAGAGUCACCCAGAGUGACCUGCACAAGACGUUCAUCUGCUUCGCCCAGAACUCGCUGGGGAACAGCACGCAGCCCCUCCAGCUGAGGCGGAGGAAGGGAGUGGUGUUCCUGUACGUCCUCCUGGGCACCGUGGCCACCCUGGCAGGCGCGCUGGCAGCAGGCGCGCUGCUCUUCACGUACUGGAUUGAGGUGGUGCUGCUGUGCCGGACCUGCCAGGACAAGGACGAGACGCUCGGGGAUAAAAAGGAGUUUGAUGCUUUCAUCUCCUACGCCAAGGGGAGCGCCUCUGAGAGCGAGUCCGCCUCGCCCGUGAGUGAGGACUGCCUGGCCUUGAAGCUGUUCCCCGAGGUUUUGGAAAACAAAUAUGGCUACACCUUGUGUUUGCUUGAAAGAGACGUGGCUCCGGGAGGAGUGUACACGGAAGACAUUGUGAGCAUUAUCAAGAAAAGUAGAAGAGGAGUCUUCAUCUUAAGCCCCAACUAUGUCAACGGACCCAGUGUCUUUGAACUGCAAGCAGCAGUGAGUCUUGCCUUGGAUGAUCAGACGCUGAAGCUCAUCUUAGUCAAGUUCUGUCCCUUCCAAGAGCCAGAAUCCCUACCUGACCUGCUCUGGAGCACAGAAAGCGAGUUGGAAGGCCGGAUGGGGAACAGGAGCCACGUUAGCCUGUACUCUCGUCCUGUGGGCACGGUCCCCUCUGGCAGAUGAGCUGGCUGAGCACCUCGCCAGGACACAGGCCUGGGAGCAGAGGAGGGGUAUUUUCAGCUUCUCCUUGCCGUUGGCCUUAGGGCAGGACCGACCUGAAGUACAGAACCUUACUCUGGGCCAGUGGAAGGAGGGACCAUCUGGGCCAUAAUGGUUGGAGCAAUGAAUGGACUCACAGCUACACACAAAGUGGAAAGACGGUGGCAAGAGUCAGCAGCCAAGAUACAAGCCUGAGAAACAAGCCUCUACACAUCAAAGGACAGCAAGGCCGGACUGGGCAGAGCUUCUGUCUAAGCCCUUCCCCCUGAGGCGGAUGCUUCUAGUCCGCGCUUCCUGGCCUGCCGGCCGCAGGGCAAGGCCUGCUGGUCACAGGUGCUUUGCUGGAGGACCGAGCAGCUGUUCCCCGCAGACGAGAAUUUCA
Messenger RNA from Myotis daubentonii (Daubenton's bat), 2360 nucleotides. RefSeq names its product interleukin 18 receptor accessory protein (gene IL18RAP). NCBI's taxonomy places the organism in Eukaryota, Metazoa, Chordata, Mammalia, Chiroptera, Vespertilionidae. Gene Ontology annotation, biological process: interleukin-18-mediated signaling pathway. The record is from RefSeq and is a predicted model, not a curated record. Gene Ontology annotation, molecular function: interleukin-18 receptor activity.